This is a messenger RNA of Amoebophrya sp. A25, 8171 nucleotides long. The record is from the annotation of a GenBank genome assembly. Lineage: Eukaryota; Dinophyceae; Syndiniales; Amoebophryaceae.
CUCAUAUAAAAAUGUUGUCACUGUUCAUCCAUAUUUAUCACAAUUCUCGAAGACUUCGCUCGUCGGUCUCGCUUCUGAUACUGUACACGGUACGCGGUGGUCGUUGAAGCGCGUAGAAGUACCUCCUCGUCGAUGGAUUCUUGUGUCUUCUACUUGGAAAAAAAUUGUCUAUCCCAGAUGCGCACAAAGAUGCCUCGUAGAAAAAGAGAGUGAGAUGAUCAUGUUGAGAGGUCUUUGUCGCACUCGCAUCCGCUUCAUGGAGGCUUCCUCACAUUACCAGUACAACUCCUCCCAGUUGUACAGCUACAGCUGCUCGAACAUGCUCAGUUAGAGAUAAACAGUUGUCCGACAGCGACAAUCAAGCUUUUUUGUCGCACAAUCAGGCAUUUGUCAUAUCAAAACUAAAGCACGCACGUCACAGUGCUCUAUUUUUAGAAAUGUUCGGUUCAUGACUCAGAAAAAAAUUUUUUGAGGCUAUGAAUAACAAGAAAUAACUUCACGAGAACAAGCGUUGUCCGACGCAACUUUAACUCUCCCUUUUUGGUUCAUAAGUAUGAAAUUUUGAAAAAUCAUCUGAAAAGAUAGAUCAUUUCUAGUAUGGUAGAUUAGAAGUGGAAGUAUAGAUCGUGAUCGUUGUGUUGGUUCUUCUAGAAAGAUACAAAAAAAAAGUAGAAGAAAAUAUCGUCCUCUUCAUCAUCAUCCUCGUUCCGCCAAGUGACCCGCUCUUUCAAGAGCGGCUCUUUUUAGAGGAUGCGGCGAUGGGCAGAUAUGCGCAGUGACGAUGAGUCGGAGGAAGGGUCCCAACGUUUCUUGACACGACAAGAUGACGUCAGUUAUCAGGGUACUUAUAUUAUAAAUAUACAUAUACUUACUGAUGUCAUCUUCGAGAUAUAUUUAUGAAUGGUUCCGGUAUUUGGUAACCUGAAUUUGAUCAUAAGGGAAAACAAGAAGAGAACCCUUUUUAGGAUCAAACUCAGAGCACCAAAUACCAGAACCAUACUAUUUAGCUCUUGGCCUCGCGGUAUUAGCUAUCAUACUACAACUAGCAAGGCUAUGCCUUGUCCUCAAUCUUCUCUUUCGCAACGAUCCACAGGUGCGCCAUCAAGCGAGGUCGAAGACUCGCGAAGGGGUCUCAACGCUCGCAUGAAGCAUGUAGCGCGACCGCAGCUGAAGCGAGUCAAUAGUGAUGCGCCGCUCAAAAUCGAGGGCACGGGAACCGCGAAUAGCAGUCCCCACAGACCAGAAAGUCAGAGCCAAAGUCAGAGGUGCAAACCAGAUGAUGCCAGCAUGGGCGUCAACGGCAACAGGUGUGGGACGAGAAAUGAGCCCUCACCAUCUCAAGACGAUGCUAGCAUGGGCGUCAACAGCAGGAGUUGUAAACUCUCUCAAGAAGAUGCGAGCAUGGGACUUGGUAAUAGCAGGCAGCGAGACGACAGGACAGCAGCAAACAACGGCUCUUGUAGUUCAGAAAAACAAAUACAUCAAGUAGUGGCGAAGCCAUCUGGUAGCGCUCAAGAAGCAGAUGUUGGUGCCACUUCUUCUUCUACUGCACUUCCUCCUACUUCUAGUGGCGUAGUGGUUCAUCAAGCAGCAGCUGCUCCAGCAGGAACUUCUGCGUCCUCGUCCUCUUCUAGUAACAAACAUCAAGCGACUUCUUCAGGAGAGUCCGCCGGUGUUUCGGGCGCACCUGCGACAACAGCAACUAAAACAAGAGGACUGCCAUCAAGCUCAACCUCCGCUAGUUCGUCGGCGACCGACUUUUCUGCGCUUUACGAGCGUCAGAAAGAAGAGCAAGCGGAGGCAAAUGGUAAUCGUCAUCGCCUAAUAUGUCUACCUCUGCGUCCGGCCUCUGUUUUGAUUUUUAGUUGUGUUGAUUUUGUUUCUUCUUCUAUCAUUUCAUUACGUCCAUUUCAUAACUUCCUUUUGGUGUUAUUAGUUACAAGUACAAUUCUUUACUUCCUCCUCGCAACUACAGGUCUCACUGCCACGUCCGCAAUACCUGGCCGCAAAACGAGUGGGGACGGUGAGGCUUCGUCAGCUUUUCCAAUGAAGCGGAUGCCCAUGAAGCGACCUAGAGCGUCAUCGAUAAAGCAAACGCCCGGAAGUUCGCCGAACGAGAAUGGUACGACUAAGGAACAAGGACAAGGAGCAACAGGAGGAGGAAGGCUCAGUAUCUCGGAAGCAGCGGGGGCUUCUAGUUGUAGCGCUGCGUCAAGUACUCACUUUUUGAUCAUGUAGAGCUCUUCAAACAAAACUCGGCGGCAUUAUCUAUGUAUCCGCGCCAGCAGUUGGCUUUUAUGAUGAAUCGUGUCUACAUCUUUUUCAAUACGAAUACCAUAACCACACCAGGUGAUGCUCGCGCAGCGGCGCCGGCUGCUCUUAUCGGUACCAGCGGCGCUGGUGGAUCGACGUCUUCAACUGCUAACCGAGCCAAACGAAAGAGCAAACAAGGAGCCCCAGAAGCUGGCAGCGUGCCGAGCUCGUCAUCUUCAGUAGCAGGGGCUAGCACUAAGGGCAGUGGCAAAUGGUACGGCAAAGGCUACAAAGGAAAGGGGGGCAGAUGGAUGAAUGGCAAAGGUCACAAAGGUGGCUUAUUUGGUGGCAAGCAUGGAAGCAACUAUCCAACUUCAUCGUGGACAAUGCUUGACGCAGACAAUCCGUCACAAUUUGGUCAGCAGUUCCUACAGCAGAACGGGACACCUGGAGCACCAGGCAGCCAACAGUGUUGGGUUAUGACGACAGCGGGUGGUUAUCAGAUGCUGGCUCCAGCAGAUCAGGCCCAGCAGAUUCAAGCGCAGCAGUCGUUUAUGACACCCGUCAUGACGAGUCGCUCGACUGUUUCGUCGGUGUGCUCCUCCGACAUGCUUUUCGCUGCAAACAGCAUCACAGCAGGAGCUGGCGCAACGAGCGGGGCCGUAACGCCAGCGCUGUCCGUGAUAGACGACGUUACUGGUGGCAUGAUCGGGGAACUUCAGAGUUCCUGCACUGCUGUUGAAAAAAACAUCAACAGAAUAACCACGUCGGCGACAAAUGGCGUGCCGCAAGAAGGUUUAGAACAUCCAGGUCAAAAUCAACAACAAGAGCAGAAUGGCAUGAUGAUGACUGGCAGUAGUACAGCUAGUUCAUCAAAUGCACCGGCAUGGACAACAAGAAGUGGUCUGCGUGGUGGAGGAGCUCCGACGAACGACGGCGAAGCGCAUGCGCAGCUGAACUUGUCACCCGACUGCACUAUCGAUGGAUUGGGUCCUGAUGGUGUGAUACCGCCUACACGAACUUCGUCAUUGGUGUCUGGCUCGGGCCGUGUUUUUCUGCCGAAAAACGCCGCGUCUGUGUUAACAAACAUGCAGAAGGACUCCAUGUCUGGAGGCGUUGCCUUUGUCAUUGACGGGAAGACGUUCGUUGCUCCGCCAGGCUUUGACUUCUCGGAGCUACAGAAUGGCGCGCCGAUCAUCAUGGAUGACGAGGACGAAGAAGAUGGAGAUGCAGAUGCAGAAAUGUCACAACUAAUGGGGGGAGGAGCAGGUGGAGGCGUUGUUGUUCCUUCUGGUGGUAUAAUGGGUAGUAUAGGAGGUGGUAUAGCAAUAGCGGAAGCAGGUUCAGGUGGAACAUCUUCAGAGGCUGGAGGUGCAGCGUCUUCAUCUACAUCAAGUUGCUCCACGUCGAUGGAUGUAACUCCAGGAGCUGCCAGUGUUGGAGUUGCUGGUGGUGCUAUACAACCUCCGAGGCAACGACCGCCUCGCGUCGACCUCCUUGAUCGCCUAACGCCUCCGACUUCUGGUGACCAGGUAGUGGCUCACCAUCACGACCACUUACAAGCACCAGGUCCGCACAAGGAGCACAUUAGCUUGAAUCCAGGAUGUGCCACUACUUCGUCGUCUUCGAGCACCGUUACACCGCGACAAAGCGUGCAGCUGUGCCAGUUCCCAGUAGGGACGAUGGAUCACUCGAAAUUGCUGGGACACUUGGAGUCGAACGCAGCGCGAGAUCGAGACGACGUCAGUACGGAGCAAGUGGAGUUGAGCACUGAACAGGCAGAACUGGAAGACCAAGAUGAUAAUGACCAGGGUGUAGCACCAGGAGGAGCUUCAUCUAGCGCGAAUGAAGACACCAGCGAUCAUGAUAAGAAAACAGACGUUGGUGCGAAAAUGGAUGAUGUGGUCGUGGUACCUCCACCAGAAGUGGUGCAUGAGAUAGGCCUACACCUUCCUGGACUGCCGCAGCGCAAGAAUGGGACAGAUGGAACCAUGUCGAGGACGAACUCCAUGCGCAUCGAAGAAAUCUCGCUUACUUCACCUACCAGAGCGCCCCCCGCGUCGGAUUUCACUGCAGAAGAGCUAGCCGCGCGUAUCAUGAAUCCUCCUGGUUCGUCAUCGUCAGGUACAGCUUCUUCUUCCUCAACAUCAGGAGGUACUACUAGCAGCGUCCCAGUGGUGCAACCCUUUCCUCCACUUUCCAACAAUGGUCCGACAGCAACUCCAGUGUUCAAUUUCAACACUAUGUCUGCUGGCAUGGGCAUGUUAUCCUCGACGACUGCUACAGCGCCGGGACCUACGAGUAGUACAACGAUGCCAGUCGUGAUGUACAAUCCGGCCACGGGAACGAGUAUUGUGAACCAGGUCGCUGUACCUGCUGCUAGUCCGAUUCUGAAUCUAGGACAGUGUCGAGGGCCUCUGGAGCAAUUACAUCCUGCUUUUUCGAAAAGGUUGCGUGCCGGGACUAGCACGACGACUGCGGAAGUCGAAUCUUUGAUUUUGGAGAAGGGACCGAGGAAAAGGAAAAAGUACUACUCCUGUUUGUGUCACAUAGGCUGUAGAUCCUGGCUAUUCAUGUUGUAGUAAUGUUGGUAAUGGUAUACAAUUCCAGAAGAUUCUUUCAUGUUGAUCAUGAGUUCAAAAGGUCAUCGUCAAUCAUGUACUUGUUACCAACUGCCUGUAAUAAAUACAUUGAGUUUUCAAAAUUGACAGGGUUUCUCAUGGCAAUACGCGACACGGACGCGAGAACUUGCGGAAUAGGGCACCGCGUGUUGGUACUACUUAUUUGUUGAUCGCAACGUUGCAUACUAAACCGUACCUUUUUCUUGACGCUAGAAGAGAUCAAGAAGCAUUCACGUAUAUUUUUCGUAAUUCCUGAGUAAGCUCCGAUGAAGGAACCUUUCCAUCGAACUAACCCACAGACGGCAGCGACCCAGCGGCAGCAGAGACACGAGUCCAGACACGAAAUGCACAGAUAAAGCACUUCAAGGAUACGAGAAUUUACGUCCGCCUCACAGAACUAUCAGCGAUGGAUACUACUGGCAGGCCAGAGACUCCGAAAGUCUCUGUCACCGAUCCGAGAAGACAUUGGAAGUAUCUAUUAGAGACAAAAAGCUUCACUGUGAUCCUAGUGCAUGCAGUAUAGAUUAGGAAGAAAAUAGUACUGAUAGUGAUAUUCCGUUUUUUACAAAGAAACCUUUGUUUUGACACUUUCCAUCAUGACCUCUACUUUCUGCCGCAGUUGACGAAGAAAGAUUCACAAGAAAUAAAUAAUAACGAAGAAUUUUGAGGCACUUCUGUGUCCUUGAUAUUGUUUAGUCUCCCAGAUAGUACAUGUAGAUGUAAGACUAUGUGAGACUCAUGCCAUGCCCACACCACAGAGCCCAAUACGAAAAUUGGCGAAAAGCAGCUGUGGACUUUGUCGUCGAGCGCGAUCCCGAGUACAAGCACGCGAACGAGGAAGAGGACAUGCCCUCAGUGGCGGAUGAACCGGAUGAGUGACAGUGAUACAAAACGUGCUCUUGUUACUUGCUCCAUUAUCUAUACACAACAUUUUUAACUACUUUUUUCACGAUCAACAAUCUUCACCAGUUAUUUGAACUCUUCAGCAAAGAAAAUAUUAACACUAUCUACUUUCUACUACAAAUUUAACAGGGAAAUUGAUUAUAUCUUGUUCACAAAGGCUAUGGCUUAUUACACUAAGAAAUAUACAUCCAUCUACGAACUUCAAAAGUUUCUGUCUUACGAAGCUGCAAUUCUUCUCUGUUGGUCGGCUAGAGUGGUUGGACUAGAAAUGGUUAAAAUACCUUAAUUUCUACCAAUACCUCCACCUCUUCGAGCCACUGACAGAGUCAGAGUGAACAAGGGUUCAUUUUCUUGUGAAGUGUAUGAUAUUUUUGAAACAAACCUAUAAUGGGAGCAUCUCAAAGUAGAUGGCUUUCUUGUCUUAUAUGAUCGUAUCGGCGCUGUCUUAUUAUAACGUUAACGCUAUUUCCUUUCAAUUAUGAACAAAUAUUACUGAUUUCAAACUAUGUCUUCCAGAUUCAGAGGACGCAAAGUAUUCUUCAAUAAAUAUCAUAUCUAUAAUCUUCAAGACUUUUUUUGACCGACUUCUUCGACGAGGAGCAUUGUUAAUAUGCUAUUACCCGUGGGUCGUGGAUUAGUAUGUUGUUGGGUAAGUGCUGGGAUCUCGCGACGGCAGCGCGAGCAGUAGUUGAGUCUACUGAAAAUCAAAAUUUGACCUCCAUAACAGGGAUGAAAAUCAGUGCACUUCCCUAGUAUAUGAUUGAGCAUUCAGACUAUUGAUGCAGAUGCAGUUCUUAUAGAUGUCGUGAUAGGUAAUAUGAGUUGUCGUAAAACACGAAAUGCACAAAAGAUAAGCAGACAGGUGAAUUGGCAGUCAAACAGAAUGAGGGGAGGUGGAAUUGAUAGAUUCAGCGCGCACAGUACUAAUCUCCGACGGACUUUCUACUUUCCAAAAUUAACACGCAGGCCUUAGCUUACAUUUAGAUGAAUUAAAAUUUCAUCAAGUUCAAGAUGCAGGUUUGGAAGUUACUUAGUUUGUUGUGGUAUCUAUGAUAAUGGUACUACGACGAGUUACAGUUAAAUCCUUUCGGCGAAGCGACUGACUCAACAGACGGAACGUCGGAAACACAGCUAUUGCUUGGUACACUAAUUUGGUUGUUUUUGUCUGAGGUUCAUCAAUCAUCAUGCUUUGUAAGUCGUAUUUUUUAGUAACAGUACUUCUAGCAGAACAUGAUGAUGAUAAUAUUGUAAAAAACACUUACUUCUAGUCGGACACGAGGGCCACCAUUUUUAUGAUGUAACAAAAGCAUGCAGCUAGCGCUACGUAACUCUCAAGGCUUUGUCCGUGUAUAUCACCUUUUCGUUAUUUGUCGUGAACAAUCAAUAUCAACGUAAAACGAUUGAAAUUGAUGCAUGGGAACUCUUCUUCUAUCUCUGUUAUCUAUCCUGUAUACUACGCCUAGGAAAAUGUUCGCAACCUCCUGCUUCCUUGUUGCCGCUGUAAUUGUACUACUCUUCUCCUAAUUAAAAAAGUCCUCCCCGCGCCCGCCACACGCAUAAAAAUCAACGUUUCGAACUGCCUAGAGGAUCAUUACGACCUCGAUUCCCUCAACAAACGAUAUUCGUCCAUACAACAACUGCCUAUUAUACCAUUGAAUAAAUUCAGAACUAAACACCUUUCCACUACAGCACAGUAACCACCUAUAAGCUUUUUCUUGGUAAAAAAUCCAACUAUCGUUGUAAUCAUCGAUCGAUUUCCAAGUCAGUUUCUUAUCUCCUUCUUCGUCUUUGCUCUCAGCAUCUCUCGGGAAAAAUAAGGAUGUUGAACGUUGGUUUAUCCAUUUUUUAUGAGUUUACGUUGGUUUACAGUCAGGAGAGUUAGUUACUAGUAUUAGACUGAAUAGAUGAGUUGUCGCAGCCAGUCGCGUCGUCGUAUAUUUUGAUAGAUAUAGCAGAACCACAACUAAAUUAUAGCUUCUAUGACAGACGGGGCUAUAAUAAGGACAAUAAAUAAGCACAUUUUUCGAUGUCUUUCCACAUCAGAAACCAUUCCAUUAAAACGUACACGCUCUUGUAACAAAUAAGAGUUGUCUUCAAGAACAAACGGUACAGGAUUAUGGUGCGUGGACCCGGUGAAGAGGAUUCCUGUAGAACAAGAAGAUCUUGAGUGACGUGUGUUCUAUGACGACUCCGCCAUGAUAGCAUUGACUGAGAGAAGAUGAGAGCUCUAGUACUAAAACAAGGACAUAAUUGAGAUGUUUGAAGUUAGAGGAACAUAAAGAUAAUAAUAUGUAGUUAAAGGUGCGUAGAUUCGGACCACCGCGUAUCGCCACUUGAAGAUUGAUUGAUUGCGUAGGCGACAAUAAAACUUAUGAAUGCUUCACUACAGUUUCA